Messenger RNA from Orbicella faveolata, 420 nucleotides. RefSeq names its product histone H2A, embryonic-like. Gene Ontology annotation, cellular component: nucleosome. Gene Ontology annotation, molecular function: DNA binding; structural constituent of chromatin; protein heterodimerization activity. NCBI's taxonomy places the organism in Eukaryota, Metazoa, Cnidaria, Anthozoa, Scleractinia, Merulinidae. The record is from RefSeq and is a predicted model, not a curated record.
AUGUCUGGACGCGGAAAAGCAGCUAAAGGAGGAAAAAGUACAAGCAAAACCAGAUCUACCCGUGCAGGUUUACAGUUUCCUGUAGGAAGAAUUCAUCGCUUUCUUCGAAAAGGAAACUACGCUGAGCGCGUUGGAGCGGGAGCACCCGUGUAUCUUGCCGCAGUUUUGGAAUACCUCACAGCAGAAGUAUUGGAACUCGCGGGAAAUGCCGCCCGAGACAACAAAAAAUCCCGUAUCAUCCCGCGCCACUUGCUCCUGGCUGUGCGAAACGAUGAGGAACUCAACCAGCUUUUACAACACGUGACUUUCGCAGACAGUGGUGUGCUGCCCAACAUCCAGGCCGUGUUACUUCCCAAGAAAUCCGCAUCGAAAUCUGGCGGCUCAAAGGCGGCAAGCUCCAGCCAAAGCCAAGAGUAUUAG